UUUCCUGGUUUCAACUUGGUCCUGCAUCCAACCCUGAUACGAUUACCCCUGGAGAUAUCCAUCAAGUUUUAGUUCCAGGCUCAAAUACCAUCUUUAAUAAAUCAUCUCCAUUCUUAUUUAUUGGAGGUGUUCCAAAGUCAGGAACAACACUGAUGAGAGUACUCCUGGAUAUUCACUCUCAAAUCAGCUGUGGUCCUGAGACUCAUAUUUUUAUAGACAUAUUAAAACUAAGAUAUGAAUGGAAUAAUGUGGAAAGCCUGAGGAAAAGAAAUAUGGCUGCUGGAGUUACCUUGCAGUUGAUUGACCAUGCUGUGUCCGGGUUUCUUCUUGAGGUUGGUGCCCGACACCAAGAUGUUGCAGCUAGGAUCCCUUGUAUAAAGGAACCAUUUCUUCUAACACAGGGAGGAUUUUUAUCUGAAUGGUUUCCCAAUAGUAAACUAAUCCACAUGGUUCGGGACGGAAGAGCAGUAUCUAACUCCCUGGUCUCAAGGAGCCUGGAGUUCCCACCCUUCUCCUCAACCAACCAUACUCAAAACCUUAAAUCAUGGACUAAACUGGCUAGUGGGUAGAAAU
Eurytemora carolleeae is the source of this 573-nucleotide messenger RNA. Its product is annotated as protein-tyrosine sulfotransferase A. Gene Ontology annotation, cellular component: Golgi apparatus. Lineage: Eukaryota; Metazoa; Arthropoda; Copepoda; Calanoida; Temoridae. The record is from RefSeq and is a predicted model, not a curated record. Gene Ontology annotation, molecular function: protein-tyrosine sulfotransferase activity. Gene Ontology annotation, biological process: peptidyl-tyrosine sulfation.